GAGUGUAAAAUGGUAAUUUAACCAUUGUUCCUGGAAUCCUGGGCAGUGAGCAAGAGAGCGAUUCACAACUAGAUUCGCCUUCGCGCCUUUAUUCUUCCGCAGAAUCCCAAUUCAGAUUCAGAGCAAACCUCAUCUUCCGGCUUUCGAAAUUUUGGCGCGCAACCAUGGCAGACCAACCGGAGCAAUCCUCCCCCGUUCUUCAGCAGCUCCUACUCUCACUCUCCCAAUCAGCCGAUCAACCAGAGAGCUCAGUCUCGGACCUCAUCGACUUCCUCGCUUCAAUCUCCGCUCAGUCAGACCCGGACAAUCAAAAUUCAGAAGCCACCGCCUUCAAAACCCUCACUCAACUUCACCACUUCAUCUCUUCUCAAUCAGACCAGGCCAUAUUUGAUCAGCUACAAUUCGAGUUGCCCAAGGCGGUUUCGGAGUUUGGAGGAGUUUCGGAGAGGUGCCUGGAGGUGGUGGAGAGCAUUAUUGAUCGGUUUAUAUCAAUGUGUGGUGCCAGAGACAUGCUUGCAGUUCUCGGCGAGGCAUUGGAUUCUCUUAAUAAGAAAGGUGGGGAUUAUGGCUAUGUUGUACCUCUUCUCUCAGGGUUUUCAAAAGUAUUUCUCUCCCUUCAGAGGCGCCACUUUGAGCAAGUAAGACAAGCUACUCGUAUUAUUUUCAAAGUUUUGAAAGGCGUGUCUUCAGAAUUGGAAGAUGAAGCCGAAUUACAAAAAAUGUUUGAUAGAGCUGUGGGAAUUGCUGAUUCCAUACAUGCAGUUUGCAUGAAGUUGGAAGGCGGAGUACAUGAAAAGCUUUCUGCUCUUCUUGGUCUUUAUGUGCUAGAGAUAGUGGCUCUUGUCAGCAUGAAUUUCGAAGCUUCAAGUUCACAGGCCUUUGUACUGCAGCUGUCUAGUUUCUUCCCGUAUUGUGGUUUCUCAUAUCUAGGCUUAAUUACGGGGUCUGAUGUUGACAAAAUAAGUAGGAUUGUAAUAGGAGACGAUAAAGAUCUCUAUGUUGAUUCUUUCGUGGACGUCAAAUGUGGUGCAUCUGUUUCAGUGAUUUGGGGCCAUGCUUCUAAUGAGGUUGCCACGGCUGCUCAUGAGGAUUUGACUGCUGUCAAAAAUGAACUUCAGAAUAAUCAGACUAAAAGGUGGCAAGCUUUUGGCAUGCUGAAGCACAUACUAGCUUCUGUCACUCUGCCAUGGGAACUCAAAAAACAUGCAAUCGAUUUCUUGCAUAGCAUCAGAGGUGGAAAUAUUUCCCCUUGUGACGAACAUAGUGACUUCUCAGCCGACAUGCCAGGCCUUUUUGCUGCUCUGCAGGCUAUUCAAAUGGUCAUCAUGUAUACAGCGGACACAGAGUUGAGGAAAAAUGCCUUUGAUGCAUUUAAGUGGAUUCUGGCUGAUAUUCCAACUUGUCAUAGGUUCGACAUCCUAAAGGCUUUGAUCACAAAAAGUGAUUCUUCCUCUAUGAUUGCAAUCCUUUUUGAUAUCGUUAAAGGAGAAAUGCACAAGGAAAGUUGUGAAAAAAUGGGAAAUGGUCGAGCUUUGAGAGAAGAACAUAAUGCACAUCCCCGUUCAUCGUUGUGGACUGCCAGUAUCCUGGAAUUGGUGGAGUUUAUUCUAAGGCCCCCAAAGGGAGGACCUCCAUCCUUUCCUGAGCAGACUGAUUCGGUCCUGUCUGCACUCAACUUGUACCGAUAUGUACUGAUAGCAGAAUCAAGAGGAAAGACCAACUAUACCGGAGUACUUUCCAGAAGCAAUUUACAGAAAGCCUAUAAUGAAUGGCUUCUACCUCUACGAACCCUAGUUACAGUCAUAGUGGCCAAGAACAAGAAUGAAAGUGAUGAGCUUACAGUUGACACUCUUUGUACUUUUAACCCAGUUGAAUUAGUUUUGUACCGCUGUAUAGAGCUUGUUGAAGAAAAGUUGAAAGAGUCUACAUAAGUCGUCACCUGGAUCUAUGAUCUUAGUUCUCCCAUUUUUGUAUCCUGUUCCAAUUUUGAGGUUCUGUACAGUUGAAAAUUGUGUAUGAAAAGUUAGAAUUACCUGUGAUCUUAUUAAAAUGAAGUUUGC
Messenger RNA from Fragaria vesca subsp. vesca, 2060 nucleotides. Its product is annotated as aberrant root formation protein 4-like. Bases 165 to 1931 code for a protein of 588 amino acids. Gene Ontology annotation, molecular function: ubiquitin-protein transferase inhibitor activity. The record is from RefSeq and is a predicted model, not a curated record. Gene Ontology annotation, cellular component: cytoplasm. The transcript has 13 exons. Lineage: Eukaryota; Viridiplantae; Streptophyta; Magnoliopsida; Rosales; Rosaceae.